Ectocarpus siliculosus is the source of this 1435-nucleotide messenger RNA. Lineage: Eukaryota; Phaeophyceae; Ectocarpales; Ectocarpaceae. The record is from the annotation of a GenBank genome assembly.
AUGAGGGGCGCCCUCUCUACUGUCCUGGCUGCUGCAGGAGGAACGCAUGCCAUUGCGUUCGUCAAUCCAGCGGGUUGGGCGCCACCACGUAUCAAGUCUAGCAAGCCGUGGGGGGUUCAAAAUUUGAAAGCCCAACAGACGCUCACGCUGGAUGUUGAUAGCUCCAUGAUUGCUCGACCCGACAAAGCCGCGCGAGGAGGCGAUGACGCCUACUUCGUCAACGUCGGUGAUUCCGGUGCUCUGGAUCUAGGGGUUUUCGAUGGAGUAGGGGGGUGGGCGUCGCUUGGCCACGACCCAGGCGUCUUUUCAAGAGGCUUCGCAAAGGCCACCGCAGCCAAUAUUACAGCUCAGAGAGCGGAAGAGGCAGUAUCGCUCCGGCGAUCUCAGUUAGAAGGCGAACCCUUGCCGCGAAUUGCGCAAGGAGUGGACCUGCAGCAGGCGCUGGAGUACGCCACUACCAACGCGGCGUUGGCCGGAACCCAAGGAACUUGCACCGCAUGUGUGGUGACCUUCGACCCGGUGUACGGAAUGCUGAACGGCGUCAACGUCGGUGAUUCAGGCGCCCUUCUUGUACGCAGGGAUGCCCGAGGAACCCCCUUCGUCGCGUUGAGAACAGCGACACAGAGACAUAACUUCAACCAGCCUUACCAGCUAGGAACUGGGAGCCGAGACAAAGCACACGACGCUCGAGAUUUUUUGUUCUACGUCAGAGAGGGAGACUUGGUGGUCUUGGCCACAGAUGGCCUCCUAGACAACAUGUUCGAGUCUGAUAUCCUGCGAUGCAUCGAAGAAGCAUUUGAGGGCGAUGCGGAAACAACAGCUCACGAGGCUUGCGAUAAGCCCGUAGACUUGGCCUCAGCAUUGGCACGGAAAGCCUUUAAUCUUUCACGCGAUAAGGAACGCUUGACACCUUGGGAAGAGGAGGCUGUAGCUGCGGGAGUUAUUCCGACACGAGGCUCCGUUGACGGACCGUCAACAGACCGAGGGAAAAGGAGGCUGGAAUGGGAUGCUAGCAAAUGGGGGUUGGCUUUGGAACGAAGUGUGACCGCGGGGCUCAAUAGUUUCAGACGAGGUGCGGCAGGGGCACCAAAACAAGACGAUCGGCGUGACUCGAUUAUGCCGGAAGAAGACACGACCAGUUUUCGCGGGGGGAAAAUGGACGACAUAACCGUUUUGGUAGCAACGGUUCGUCGGGCGGGAUCGCCUAGCAGAAAGGCCACCGUCCGGGAAGGAGCUGAUGCCCGAACCACAUAGUGUGCCAAGGUGGAACGUCUGCGAUAGCAUAGCUCCUCCACAGAUGUACAGAUUAGUGCAUGAGGCGUCUCGUGACUCCAGCGUUUUAGUUGUCGGCCACACAACGAAGUGAAUGCUCGUGGCGUGGAAAUAUCUUCAGUCUAGGCGUAGCGUACUGUAAAUGAUUUGGAGAGCCUGCCGG